GUCGUUAGAGUUCACGGACAGAUCGGUAUUCCAAAAGUUUAUGCAUAUCAUCGUGUUUGAAUCGACAGAAACAUUUUUUCAUUGCUCAUGUGUGACGUGACAAAAAGGAGUUUAUUAUAUCAAGUUGUAAAAAUGAUCGAAAUCUCAUUCGACGUGAUAUCUGUUUAACGAAAUUUAUCAGGCAAAUGAUUGUUUUGAAACAGACAAUUCAGUAUGUAACGAAUUCUAUCUAUUUUUAGUUGUCGCUUACGUGAUUUUGUAAUGUCAUUUCUUCGGUAUUAAUUUCAUUAUCAGCAGUGGAUUAAUUAAUUGGACACAAUGCAGUUCAAAAUAGAUUGCAAACUUCUGUUGUUGACAUUUAUCGUGUCUUUUAAUUGUAAUAUUGGUAAUACAUCUGUAUUAAAUUGGAUAUGGAAAACAAGCACAGAGGAUGCAAAUGUCGUGGUUGCCGAUGGUGUACCUUUGAUCUCAAUUCCUUACGAAAUGAUGACAGAUGAUGAGAAAUUCCUUCAAGAAGCUGCCAAGUUCACGGAUAUUCAGUUGUCCUCUCCAUUGGAAAUCUGUCAGCAUAAAGUCAUCAUGAAGAUCAAAACCUCCUGUUUCGAUAUAACAGAAGAAGAGUUGGCCAAGUUGAGUGUCAACCUUCUUAAUUGUCAAGCAGCAGUUGAGGGGAGAAAAACCUUUCCUUGUACUGAAGAAAUGUCUCUUAAGCAGUGUACAACGGAUAUGGAUGCUAACAUGUGGAAUGCGUACCAUCUAAUGAGUAACAGAGCAAGAGCAGUUUGUUAUGCGGCUCGGAAUACACAAUUUCGUGCUCUUACAGAGUUGACUGUCAACAAGUUGAUGCAGUCAGCGCAUUCUCAAAUUCAAACACUGACCUCCUUGAAGGAAAGUCAAAAUCGUUUGGAGGAACAAACAACAGAGGCUUUGUCAUCGUUAACUGAAGGAAACAAGGCGCUGCUGGAACAGCAACAGUAUUUAAAAGACGCCCAAGUAACAGCCCAUAAGCUUGUAACAACGAAUCUCAGAGAAUUGAACAAUGAAAAAGCGUUAAUACGAUCCGGACACGCUCAACUCGCAGCUAUGGCGGAAGAUAUAAAGAAUAAAUUAGAAAACGCACAUAAGGAUCUCGAGCAGCAAGCUAUGGAGCGAGGAGAGAAUCACCAGGAAGUAUUACGAGACUUAAUCAACAUACAAGAACAGACUCAAUCGAUCUUGGAGAAAAUUGAAAUCAGCACUAAUCGCAUAGUGGAGCAACACGAGGAUACUAUCGUGCAAUACGAACAAACGAUGCAGAAGCUCAUGCAAAUUAACGAUACUAUUCAAUAUAUCUGGAAUCUCUCUAAUACAAUGCGCGCAGAAAUAGACCAGAAGCUGGAGUGGAUUACUGAUUACAUUGGAGAUACCGGUGAACGAGUACAGAAAGUAUAUCGCAUAUUUUUACAUGUAAUAUACAUAUUAGUGGCGAUGAUAGUCGCCGCGUUUUUACAAAUGCCGUUUUUAACGAGAGCUUCCAUCAUGGGAAUUGUACCGAUGAAUCUUAUAACUUACUUGAAACUUGGCGUAGAAGCAUCUCUAGAUUUUACAGCCAUAACAGUGUUAAUAUUUUUAAUGACCGCAAUGCAUUUUGUUAUGCUGGGCAUACAACGCAUAUUUGGGCCAAGAUUAAAUACGAAGACGGAGACAGUUAAAGUGAUUUACCAGAACGGACAUUCGAAUGAAAGCGCACACGUAUCAUCGACAUAUUCCAAUUCCAUGCCGAAGGCGCAAUUGCACACAAGAUUAAUGAAGAACCUGCAGGAAUUCUACAAUUUUAUAGUUUUGCAAUUAAACCGAUGUACAGGAAAAAUCAAUAUCUUGAUACAGUCGAUUAUUGAUUGGAAUCAACGCGGUUUCAAAGUACGCGAGGAGCUCUCCUGUUCCUAUCAACCAUCAAAAAAGAAACGCGAGGACAUCAUUGAUAACUAUGAGGAGUGCCUGAGUAUGUUAUCGGACGAUUUGACGGAUAAUGAUUCUUUCAAUGCAAGGAUGCCAUCAUACGAGAACUAUGAUAAUCGUGAUGUUGACAACUUUUUAGAUAGAAAUAGAUUGAAACAUUCCCAGCGUAGAGUGUAUACGUCUAGAAGCACAACUCCGUCAUCUACGUCAUCUACGUUGAAAGUACCUUGUAUGGGAAUAACGAGAAAUGGCAUACGUUGUCGGCUUCAUCCUUCACCUGGGCAAAACUACUGCCACCGUCACGCUACUGGCACCUCUGUUCUGGAUGACUGAACGAAAUUCGAAUAAAUUAUGUCAAAUGUUAUAAUGAGAGUGAAAGUAACGAUGAGUUCUUCAAUUUUCUACUAACACAAUAAGCAACAUAAUCAAAGGAAGAUUGACGAUAGUAAUAUAUAUAAUAAUUACUAAAAUUUAAUUGGAUAUUUAUUAUAAAUUUGUUUAUUAUAUUAAU
Linepithema humile (Argentine ant) is the source of this 2449-nucleotide messenger RNA. Its product is annotated as protein brambleberry-like. The record is from RefSeq and is a predicted model, not a curated record. Lineage: Eukaryota; Metazoa; Arthropoda; Insecta; Hymenoptera; Formicidae.